Molecule: messenger RNA, 1632 nt
Organism: Aspergillus fischeri NRRL 181
Lineage: Eukaryota; Fungi; Ascomycota; Eurotiomycetes; Eurotiales; Aspergillaceae
Gene: plb2
Product: lysophospholipase Plb2
Exons: 3
Coding region: 1-1632 (543 amino acids)
Biological process (GO): glycerophospholipid catabolic process
Cellular component (GO): intracellular membrane-bounded organelle; cytosol
Molecular function (GO): A2-type glycerophospholipase activity
Source: RefSeq, a predicted model, not a curated record
AUGUAUGGGAAUCGUGUUGAAUUGACCAGGGUUACCCUGUUUUAUUUAUCCUUCCUCAUAGUUCUACUAUUACCUCUCUCCCUUGCCAAUGGAGCUUUAUUAGCUACUGCCCUUGUCAAUCGUGCGUUACCUAAUGCACCCAACGGAUACACCCCUGAAGGCGAGACCUGCCCUUCGAAUCGGCCAUCUAUCCGCAAUGCCACUGCCCUAUCGAACGCCGAGACCUCCUGGCUGAAAGCACGAAGAAACAAUACCAGAGACGCCCUGAAAGCGUUUCUCAGCCGAGUCGACCUCGGUUCUUUCAAUGGGUCGGCCUAUAUUGCUAAUCAUUCGGCUAAUGCAUCUGCCUUGCCCAAUAUUGGAAUUGCAGUGUCUGGCGGUGGCUAUCGAGCCUUGAUGAAUGGUGGAGGUGCACUGCAGGCGUUUGAUAAUCGGACCACGAACUCAACUCACAGCGGCCAACUGGGAGGUAUCCUACAGUCGGCUACUUACCUUUCGGGGCUCAGUGGUGGAAGUUGGGGACGUUCUCUCUCUUACCAACUCAUCAAUGCGCCUGAAGGUGGUGUCAGUUAUACCUGGUCGUCGAUUGCUCUAAGCAAGGAUUUCCAAGCUGGGACGAUGCCUAUGCCCUUGGUCAUCGCUGAUGGUCGAGCUCCGGGCGAGACCGUAGUACCCACGAACACUACGGUCUUCGAGUUUAACCCUUGGGAAUUUGGAAGCUGGGACGAAUCUCUAUCCGCCUUCGUUUCCCUAGAAUUCCUGGGAUCGAACUUUUCGAAAGGAACACUAGCGACAGGUGAAAAGUGUGUUCGAGGAUUCGAUAACGCAGGGUUCAUCAUGGGCACGUCGUCAUCCCUGUUCAAUCAAGCAUUCCUGCAUAUGAACGAUACCGACGCGCCACCAGCCGUGAAGGACUCCAUCAGUGCGAUUCUGGGGGGUAUCGGGUCCGAGAACAAUGAUAUCGCCGUCUACAAGCCUAACCCUUUCUAUCGCUAUGCGAGCCAGUCCAAAUAUACAACAUCGCCCUCAUUGACCUUGGUGGAUGGAGGAGAAGAUCUCCAGAACAUCCCGCUCGAUCCCCUUCUUCAGCCCCAACGUCACGUUGACGUGAUUUUGGCUCUCGACUCGUCAGCGGACACGACUACAAGGUGGCCCAAUGGGACAUCCAUGGUCGCCACAUAUGAGCGAAACGUAGACUCAUCAGAAACGAACAGUGGUCUGCCUUUUCCCUCUGUGCCUGAUCAAAACACAUUCGUCAACCUUGGUUUGAACAACCGCCCGACAUUCUUUGGCUGCAAUAGUUCAAACAUGACUGGCUCUCCGCUUGUCGUUUAUAUUCCGAACGCCCCGUAUAUAUACCCGUCCAACGUGUCCACGUUCGAUCUGCAAUACAAUACUAGUGAACGCAACGCCAUCAUUGAGAAUGGCUACGAUGUGGCAACACUGGGGAAUGGGACAGUGGACUCCAACUGGCCGUCUUGUCUUGCUUGCGCUAUAUUGAGUCGGAGUUUUGAACGCACAAAUACGACAGUCCCGGAGAUCUGCUCGACUUGUUUCAAGAAGUACUGUUGGAAUGGUACCGUAAAUGCAACUACUCCUGGGGAUUAUUAUCCGACGUUGAAACUGCAGUAG